UUGUCGCAAAGCGGGUGAGACGGAGUCGGUCUCCACACCCGCCCCGGAUUAUCGACCAUCGGCCCUUGUCGGCUCGACAAAUCCUAUACUCAAUACCUUUACAUCACACAUGGCGAGUACUGGACUGGGAGAUGACAGUGUAUUCCCUUGCACCUACACUUCGCACCAUUCUGCAUGGUUUUUUUUAUCGGCAACCGCUUAAGCGAUGUGCCUUGCAAAAUCUUUCACGCGAUAAGACAUACAGCUAGUCUCCACUCCCAUCAUCAACACGGCGCCACACACCGCUUCCAGCUCGCCUUGGUUCCUUACUUACCGUCAUGGCGCCCGAUGACUAUCCCGCUUCAGCAUCUACCAGUAUGAACGCUUCAUUCGACGAAGAUGAUAGAGAGCUGGCCGCCAUGGGCUACGUUCCCUCAUUCAAACGCGAAUUCUCAAAUCUGGCAACCAUUAGUUUUGCGUUUAGUAUCAUGGGUUUAUGUUCGAGUGUAUCGACAACGUUCAACACACCUCUUACAUUGGGCGGCCCUGCCUCUGUGACAUGGUGUUGGAUUAUUGGUGCAGUCAUGUGCUUUACGCUCGGUGCUAGUAUUGCAGAGAUCGUCAGUGCUUAUCCUACGUGUGGUGGUUUGUACACAGCCUCAGCCCAACUCACUCCCAAAAAACAUCGUGCAAAAGUUGGCUGGCUAGUAGGAUGGCUCAAUAUCCUGGGUCAAAUCGCUGGCGUGUCUUCAACCGAGUUUGGUUUAUCCAGGAUGAUCUGGGGUGCUGCCGUGGUUGGGCUAGACGGCAAUUUUGAAAUCACUUCCGGCAAGGUGGUUGGGCUGUUUGUGGGUCUUUUAGUGGUACACGGCAUGCUCAACUCGCUAGCCACGCGUUGGCUUGCACGUCUGUCUGCCUCUUUCGUGUUUGUUAAUUUGGGUGCCACGUUCUUGAUAAUUAUCGUCCUCCUGGCCACAACGCCUCGUGCAGAAAUGCACUCAGCAUCGUAUGUCUUUGGAUCAGCAGGCAUUAUCAACCAAACCGGGCUCGACGGGCAUCCAGGUUGGAACACUGGCCUUGCUUUUCUUUUCGGAUUAUUGAGUGUUCAAUGGACGAUGACGGACUAUGAUGCGACGGCUCAUAUAUCGGAGGAAGUUAAACGCGCUGCCUAUGCAGCUCCCUCCGCGAUCUUCAUUGCUGUUAUCGGAACCGGCCUCAUUGGAUGGCUUUUCAAUAUCGUUCUCGUUCUCUGUUCGGGACCUCUAGCGGAUCUCCCCGGACCUUCUGAAAAUGCAGUCCUCACGAUUAUGACCUUGAGAAUGGGUAAAGCAGGUGCUUUGGUUCUUUGGGUCCUGGUGUGCUUUACUGCCUUCUUUGUUGUACAAACGGCGCUUCAGGCGGCGUCGAGGACGAUUUUUGCGUUUAGUCGCGAUCACGGGCUUCCUGAUAGAGGAUACUUCGGUCACAACUCGACCUUCACCCAAACUCCUAUCCGCGCGAUCGUACUCUCCACGAUCGUUAGCAUCCUCCCUGGUUUAUUAGAAUUCGCAAGCCCGAUCGCGACGUCCGCCAUAUUCUCAUUAACCGCCAUGGCAUUAGAUCUGAGCUAUAUCAUCCCCAUCUUUUUGAGAAGAAUCAACCAGAAUCAUCCAGAGGUCAUGUUCAAACCUGGUCCGUUUUAUAUGGGCGAUGGGAUCCUUGGAUACGGAGCCAACUGUAUAUGUAUAUCGUGGACGUUGUUUGUGUGUGUCAUAUUCUCGUUCCCUACGGUGUUACCUGUUACGCCGGAGAAUAUGAAUUAUGCGUCUGUGAUUACGAUUGGAGUUAUGGUACUCGCGUUUGCAUGGUACAUUAUCGAUGGUCACCGUCAUUAUCACGGACCUCAAUCCAAUGUGCAACAUGCACAAGCAGCGUUAGCGCAGGGAGCUGUGAAAAAAGACUCGUCGAGUGAGAAUCUGAAGGAGCAGGCGUAGGGUUUUUUACGACGGUGGUUUGUGAUUUGUAUGAUCCUUUGAAAUAGAGGAUGUUUUAUGCUAGAACAGAUUCCAAAGUAGCUUUUUUUAACACGUACCUAAAGUUAAAGUAUAAUCAAUAUUUUGGAUAACAA
Messenger RNA from Marasmius oreades (fairy-ring Marasmius), 2086 nucleotides. RefSeq lists its product as uncharacterized. Bases 318 to 1952 code for a protein of 544 amino acids. The transcript has 22 exons. Gene Ontology annotation, cellular component: membrane. NCBI's taxonomy places the organism in Eukaryota, Fungi, Basidiomycota, Agaricomycetes, Agaricales, Marasmiaceae. Gene Ontology annotation, biological process: transmembrane transport. The record is from RefSeq and is a predicted model, not a curated record. Gene Ontology annotation, molecular function: transmembrane transporter activity.